AACUGCAAUUUGGGGAUGAAUUUUUUUGCCUCGCAACCUCUAAUUACAUGUCAAUUUGUGAAAUUGUGUUGCUAAAUUGCGUUGCUUUUUUUUUUUUUAGAAAGUAUCUAAAUUCCGCUUCUUAAAAUUUCUAAAAUAGCUGUUAAAUUGCGUUUCUAAAUCAUGUAUGUUGUUAAAAUUAGGGAUUUUCUACCUUAAAAUUCUGGCAUGGUGGUAUGUUUAAGAGGCUUCCUUCUGGGCUAAAGUAUGUUGGUGGAGUGGAAAAAUCAUUUGAUGUAGAUGUUGAUGUUGAUGAGCUUUAUUGGUUUACUUUGGAGGAGUUGGCUAAAAAAUAUGGUAAUUAUUUAGUGAUUGAUGACAUAUAUUACCUUGAGCCUAAUGCAGAGAACUUUGAGUUGAAGAGGGUUUAUAGUGAUAAUGAGGUUAGGACUUUGUCUGCCAUUGUUUUAAAAUGUAGGUGUGUGGACUGUUUUAUUGUUUGUACUGCUCAUGUAACAAAAUUGGGUGGUGAUGUAGAAAAGGCAUGUGUAGGGGAUGUUGUUACCAAAACAAGAAAAAAGUUGUCUCCUAGGAAACAGAAAGUGCCACUGAAAAACAAUCAGGGGACCAGUUUGGGACUCUAAAUAAAGAAUGCAAAAAUGGAGAUAAUGGGUCUUUGGUAGUUGGAUCUAAACCCCCUUUAUUAGUUACAUCUAAAGCCCAAAUUGAAUUUUAUAUACAGGGCUCUGAGCUUCAUCCCUACCCAUCCCAACAAACUCCUAUUACAGCUUCAUUACUAACAAAAGAACCCUAUCCCCCACAACAGUUACUGCCCUCACAACCUGAAAAAUCUCAAACUAAAAAAAAAAACCUGAAAUUUUUGAUGAAUGAUUGAACACAUUGGAUGAUCAUCCUAGUCCUAUAACAAUUUAUGAAACAUAUGCUGAUAUAGCUGCUUGGAAUGCUGAAAAUAAGGGAGGUGACAAUGAGUUUCGAUUAGAUCAACCUGUUAACCAAGACCAAGAUGAGGCUGACAUUGAAGAGGAGGUGGUUGAUGAAGAAUUUACAGUUUUCUCUGGUGGGGAUACCGAUGAUGAUGAGUACAAAGAUUCUAGAGAGAAGAUAGAGGCUUGGAAUGCUAAGGCCUUGUCCAUAGCUAGGGAGUUACAAAAAAAGGUUAUCGACGAUGGACUUUCAGGUCAAACACAAGCCUUCUAUUGUAGAAGAAGUUGUUGAUCCUAAAGGGUUUGUUAGUGACUAUGAGAGCAGUGGUGAUGAGUUGCGAUCUACAGAUGAAGCUGAUGAACAUUGCAUAAGGAAUCGGAAGGAAAACAAGAAAUCAGUUGUAGUUAACGCUCAAACUGAUUUCUCAAAAUUCAGGUGGUAUGUUGGUAUCAAAUUUCCUAACAUACAAGAAUUUAGGGAAUGUGUAGUUAGAUAUGUAGUUGCUCAAGGGAGAAAUCUUCUUGGGUAGUUAGUGACAAAAGCAGAAAUCAAAGACUUGGAGUUAAAUGCAAUUCUGGUUGCCUUUUUAAGCUUUAUUGCAGUUGGGACAACGGAAUAAAGUCAUUGGUUGAGAAAUCGGUGAAGGACCAACACACUUGUUAUAGGAAUAUGGAGGCCAAUCGACAGCUAAAGUCAACCUGGAUCACAAAACAACUUCUAGAAUUAUUUAAAUCGAGGCCACAUUGGCCUGCAAAGGAAAUUGUAGAAACCAUUAGGAUUGCUUACAAAGUUUUAGUGAAAGUUCCAUUUGCUUACAAGGUGAAGUACUAUGCUCAUAAGCUACUUCACAGAUCAAUGAAAGAACAUUAUGCCAAGCUAGGUGCGUAUUUAGCAGCUCUGAAACAAUCAAGCCCCAACAACUACUUCAAGCUUAAGACAAUCAAAACCACAGAUCCACCCAUAUUCCAAAGGGUAUUUUUCUAUUUUGAUGGUGUUAGGCAAGGUUGCAUCAAUGGUUGUAGGAAAGUGCUCUGUAUAGAUGGAUGUUUCUUAGAAACCUUUUUGGGGGGCAUGCUCUUGAGUUUAGUGGGUAGAGACGGAAAUGAGCAAAUGUACCCUCUUGCUUGGGCAGUGGUGGACAGUGAAACAAAGGAUUCUUGGACUUGGUUUCUCAAACAUUUGAAGAAGGCAAUUGGAGAAGCAGAUGGUGAUGGCUGGACAAUUAUUUCAGGGUAUAUUGACUGCUAAAGCCGAGCAUAAACAUUGUAGUCGACAUAUUUUUGCAAAAUGGCACAGGGAAUUAGGGGUGAUGAGAUGAAAGCAAUGUUCUGGAAAGCUGCAAAGGCAUACAAUGAAGCAGAUUACAAAGAUUCUUUAGAGGAGAUGGAGGAGGUCAACCCCGGUGCUGUAAUUGCAUUCAACAAACACAAUCCCAACUUAUUUUGCAGGGCAUUUGUGAAGACUACAACAAAGUGUAAUGUAAUUUUAAGUAACAUGGCUGAAACAUGGAAUGGGUAUAUCAUACAUGCACGAAAUAAACAUCUCAUAGACAUGCUUGAAGAUAUAAGGGCAGCUCUCAUGCAAAGAAUGGUGUUAAAAAGAAAUGCUCUGGAAAAAUGGACUAAUAAAAUAUGUCCAAGAGUUACAGAUAAACUGGAGAAAGAGAAGGCUGAAGUUGACUACUGUUGUGCACUACCUUCUAACAUACAUCAGUUCCAAGUGAACCACAGGCUGGACUCCAUGACAGUUGAUUUACAAGCUAGAAGCUGCACGUGCAAAAUAUUGAAUUUGACUGGAAUUCCAUGUUAUGCCAUAAGUUGUAUUUUUCUUAUGCAUCAAAAUGCUGAAGAUUGGGUUGAUGAUUGGUAUAGCAAGGAAACCUAUCUAAAAAUUUAUAGUGGUUCAAUUAAUCCAUGUCCAGAAGAGAGACACCAACCUACCGUUGUUGCUCCACUUGAUCCACCACCAAUUAGAAUAGGACCUGGGAGGCCUAGGAAAAACAGAAGGAAGCAUCCUAUGGAGGACCCUAAGAAAAAGGGAAAGCUAACAAAGCAUGGAAUAGAGAUGGAAUGUAGUGAUUGCAAGUCAAAAAAUCAUAAUAAAAGGAAGUAACCUGACAAAGACAACAUUUAAUCUUUGGAGCCUGUUGCUAAGAGAGAAAGAGGGAGGCCAAAAAAGGAUGCUAACAUCUGGGUGGUUUUAAGACUUUUAACUGAACCAACACACCACAAUGCCACUGCAGAGCCUUCGAAAACUGGCAGAGGAGGAAGGGUGAUUAGAGGGGGGAGGGGUAGUAGACAUCUGGGUGGUUUUAAGACUUUUAACUGAACCAACACACCACAAUGCCACUGCAGAGCCUUCGAAAACUGGCAGAGGAGGAAGGGUGAUUAGAGGGGGGAGGGGUAGUAGACAUCUGGGUGGUUUUAAGACUUUUAACUGAACCAACACACCACAAUGCCACUGCAGAGCCUUCGAAAACUGGCAGAGGAGGAAGGGUGAUUAGAGGGGGGAGGGGUAGUAGACAUCUGGGUGGUUUUAAGACUUUUAUCUGAACCAACACACCACAAUGCCACUGCAGAGCCUUCGAAAACUGGCAGAGGAGGAAGGGUGAUUAGAGGGGGGAGGGGUAGUAGAGGUGGUGGAAGAAGUGGUGAUGUACGUGGUGGAAGAGGUGGUAGCAGGGGUGGAGCUAGAAGGGGUGGUGGAAGGACAGGUGGAAGAACUAAUAUGCCUAUUGGGAGUGGAGUAUUAUUCAAUGCUGAUGGUAGUGUGCAAUCUUUACAUUAAUAAUACUUGGGUUAUGUAAUUUUGAUCUUUGUAUUAGUUUAGGUAAGUAAGCAACCUGCUAAACAUAUGUUUAGGGCCCACUUUCAACUUUUUAAUUGCAUUUACAUUUAAUUUCAUUUUUUUGAUUCAUCUUUCCAAAAAUAAAACAUGUACAUACUAGGAAGCAGGGGAAUGAGCAGUAAGUGCGGUAGUACAUGCAAUGUAAUGGA
This is a messenger RNA of Chenopodium quinoa (quinoa), 3920 nucleotides long. RefSeq lists its product as uncharacterized. The transcript has 2 exons. Bases 2212 to 3036 code for a protein of 274 amino acids. The record is from RefSeq and is a predicted model, not a curated record. Lineage: Eukaryota; Viridiplantae; Streptophyta; Magnoliopsida; Caryophyllales; Amaranthaceae.